UCUUUUCCGUAUUUUCUCAGUUGCAUGGAGCAGGUUGUCACGCGCGAUCCCGAUGCUCAAGUCAUUUUCCCCUUGUGGCCCGGGCUCCCUCUGCGGGGAUGUUAUAAGGACUGGGAUGCAACGCUUAUCGUUUUUUACUGGCUUACUGAAAUACAGAAGAAAAAUCUGAUGACUAUUCUGGCAGCUGGAGGAGAAGCUAGAAACCUGAUUCCUAUGGCUAAAUAACCAAGGCACACUAGUGUACGAUUUUCUUCAGAAAGCUGGUAGAACAGACUGCUGUGCCAGUCGGUCUGAUUUCUGAGUUUGUGAAUUUGUUGGACCAGAGUGACUCAUCUUUGCUUUGAAAAACCUCUCUGCAGUUUUACUCCAGCAUCUGUUUUUACUGAAGACAUUUAAACAGAAGGAGUAAGCCGGGACACCGUUAUGCACGCCUGCCUGUAUUUAGGAAGACUUAUGCCUGCCUUUUAACUGUACACAUUACCAUUUUAAGGAUUACUUUGACAUGACAGAAGAAAUUAUUUCAUCCGUUGUCUGCAGGACCCACCACAGAUGAUGGUCACUGUUAGCUUCCCAUUCUGAAACGCAGUACCAGAUGCUUCUGAGCCUCUUUACUUCAUAAGUUGCAAAUUGAGAAAACAAAUAGCAAUUGUUUAAAAAAAUGAGUGAUGGAAAGUGGGUAACCCUUAACCCUGCCGAGUUUGCUCAGCUUCAGCAAUAUUCAGAAUAUUCUACAAAGAAGCUAAAAGAUGUAUUAGAAGAAUUUCAUGGGGAUGGGGUUUUAUCAAAGUAUAACCCUGACCAGCCUAUAGAUUAUGAAGGAUUUAAAAUAUUUAUGAAAGCCUACCUUGAAGUGGACAUCCCAGAGGAACUGUGUCAGCAUCUGUUUAUGUCAUUUAAAAGGAAGACACAUCAGAAUUCUCCAGAAUCACAGAGACAAGGCUCCAGUAUCUCACAGCUGAAUGUAUUAGAGCCCAAAACCAUAGAUGCUGGCAUUUCCAUUCAGACAGAAGUAGCGUGUGCCCCCAUUACAGGAAUCAAUGGGAAAAGCAUACUGAAUGCCAUGGCGAGGCAUGCUGCUGAAUGCAAAAGUUCGCAAGGUAAUGUGUCUGAUCAGCAGCCUGCAGCCUGUCCAGCUCCAAUCGCUGCCAUGGCCUCCAUUACUACUGCAGCAGCUUCCCCCACUUCAUCAAGGUCAUCCUCACAAAGAUCCAACGCAGGAACUCCGUCUGCUCAUAACUCAUCAGGAUCCUCUAAGAUCUCCUCUGGAUCACUCCUUAAUCCUCAGUCUCCAGGAACAAGAAGUGCAGAGAAAAAGAUGAGCCUUGGACUACGAAAAAGCCUUAGCCCCAUGAAGACCAUUCCACCUGUGCAGCCUGUACCAGCACCACAGGUUGUAUACCUAAAGGACAUUGUCUGCUAUCUGUCCCUUUUGGAGAGAGGACAAGCUGAAGACAAACUAGAAUUUAUGUUUCGACUGUAUGACACUGAUGGAAAUGGAGUCCUGGACAGCUCAGAAGUAGAUCGAAUUAUUAAUCAAAUGGUCCACGUUGCUGAAUACCUGGAAUGGGAUGCCACGGAGCUCAGACCAAUCUUAAAGGAGAUGAUGGAAGAAAUUGACUAUGACCAUGAUGGGACAGUAACGCUCGAAGAAUGGAUACGAGGUGGAAUGACAACAAUCCCGUUGUUAGUCCUUCUUGGCAUGGAAACGAACGUUAAGGAUGAUGGUCAGCACGUGUGGAAACUGAAACACUUUAACAAGCCCGCAUACUGUAAUUACUGUCGGAAUAUGCUUUUGGGAGUUAGGAAACAAGGCCUUUGCUGUUCUUUUUGCAGAUAUACUGUACAUGAAAGAUGUGUGUCCAAAGAACUUGUUCCAUGUAUAAGCACGUAUGUAAAAUCCAGGAGAAACACAAAUGUAAUGCAGCACUGCUGGGUAGAAGGCAAUGUCCCUGCCAAAUGUGAUCGCUGCCACAAAAGCAUCAAAUGCUAUCAGGGCAUCACCGGUCUCCACUGUGUAUGGUGUCAAAGUUCUUAUCACAACAAAUGUGCCUCACAUAUAAAACCAGAAUGUGAUGGUGGCCAGUUAAAAGACCAUAUUUUACUUCCUUCACAUAUAUGUCCUGUGGUUUUGGACAGACAGCCAAAUCAAAAGAGAACAGACAGUGAUUCCCCAUCUAGUACAAGUCCAGAUGACAGCUGCCUGUCUUUCAAGUUUAACACAACUACAGUUGAUGGACAAGGUCUACAGAUCACCCCUUCGUCUGGUACACAUCCCCUUCUGGUCUUUGUGAACCCCAAAAGUGGUGGAAGACAAGGAGAAAGAGUUCUCAGAAAAUUCCAGUAUCUUCUUAACCCACGACAAGUGUACAGCCUUGACAGGGGUGGGCCAACAGCAGGGUUGAAUUUUUUCCGUGAUGUACCUGAUUUUCGAAUCCUGGCGUGUGGAGGAGAUGGGACGGUUGGAUGGAUACUUGAUUGCAUAGACAAAACUAAUUUAUCGAAACACCCACCAGUAGCUGUACUUCCACUUGGCACAGGAAAUGAUCUUGCCAGGUGCUUGCGAUGGGGAGGUGGUUAUGAAGGAAGCAGUUUACUUAAGAUACUAAAGGACAUAGAACACUGUAUAGAAGUGAUGCUAGACCGCUGGAGUAUAGAGGUUAUACCCAGUAACAAAGAGGAGAAGGGAGAUCCAGUACCUUACAGCAUCGUAAACAAUUACUUUUCCAUAGGAGUGGAUGCAUCUAUUGCACACAGAUUUCAUAUGAUGAGAGAAAAGCAUCCUGAAAAAUUUAACAGCAGAAUGAAAAACAAACUGUGGUAUUUCGAGUUUGGAACAACUGAAACCUUUUCAGCAACUUGCAAGAAAUUAUAUGAAUACUUGGAAGUGGAGUGCGACGGCAUUGUACUAGAUCUGAGUAAUACGUCACUUGAAGGAAUUGCAGUUCUUAACAUUCCUAGCAUGCAUGGUGGCUCCAACCUUUGGGGAGAGACGAAGAAGAGGAGGAAUUACAGUCGUAUUAACAAGAAAGUGCCAGAAAAACUGCAUUGCACAACUGUCACUGAUGCAAAGGAACUCAAAUUCUGCGUACAAGACCUCAGUGAUCAGCUGCUAGAAGUAGUUGGCUUGGAAGGUGCCAUGGAAAUGGGUCAGAUCUACACAGGAUUAAAAAGUGCUGGAAAGCGACUGGCACAGUGCUCUUGUGUCACUAUUAGAACGUCUAGACUGUUACCCAUGCAGAUAGAUGGUGAACCUUGGAUGCAACCACCUUGUACUAUUAAAAUUACUCACAAGAAUCAAGUGCCGAUGCUGUUAGGACCUCCAAUCAAAACAAAUUUUUUUUUCCUGAAGAGGAGAAACCGGAGCAGAGAUUAGCAGAAUAUUUUCAAGGCUGCCUCCAUCACAGAAUGCAAAUAUGCCAUGUGGACAACUGAUCAUUGUUUAAUUUUUUAUUUUCAUUAUUACAUUGGACCUUCUGUAGGAAAACUGAAUCAUUCAGAAGAUGGUUGCAAAAUGAUGCUGCAAAAGACUAUCAAGUUCUGCUGCAAGCUGUGGUUCAUUAAAGGUUUGAAUCUAGCACUGACCAAGAUUUACUUACAAUUUACACUUUGCUCUUUAGAUAUUUUCCAAUGCACAGUAUUAAUUUAUGAUAUACAGAAAAGCAAAAGUGCACAGCAUAUGUGGGUUACAGAACUGUUAAUCUAGAUUAACAGAUCUUGUUAGCAGAAAGUUCAUCAGUUUUACUCCUCUAAAAAUUGAUUUUUACUUUGUCUUGCUUUAUAUUGAAAGUUAUUAGUCACCACUGAGAUCAUAUCAGAGAUUAUACAGAAGCAUUUUAGAUGUUUCUUUUUUCAUUAUUUGUCUUUAUUGUAAAAGCAUAGAACUUAAGUCCUUCUGAAAGUUAAUACUCUGAAAAAUUAUUCAAAAGCAUCCCUAACGGCUGUGUCUCCAUAGCUAGUUCCAUUGACAUGCAGGCAUAAAAGCCUCAAUAUAGUCCAGUAACAUGAGAUUGGUUAAUGCAUAAGAGAUACAAGAUGGGAAUGAGAGUGCCCAUCCAAAGAAGGAAUGACAUGAUCUGAUGCUAUCCAGUCAUGUAGAAGAAGGAAGGUAUUACAAGUCGCCGUCAUGAGUGUGGGCAUUCUGUCAGUGCUUCAGUGGCAAUUCUUAUUGCAUGUGCACAGGAGGAUGAACCUGUACCAUGGACACUGUCAUGGUCUCAACAAUGAUGUUAACUAUCUGUUGUCUUGACCGGGAGAAGGAUUAGAUUUAGUCCCUUAUUCUCAAUAUGCCAUCAUGUGUGCAUUCACUGCUGUGUCCUCCUGUAUGAUGACCUCUGCCGACCACCACUCACCCUCCCUGGGAGAGACCCAGGGUGGAGGAACAAAUACGGCUCACUGGUAGGAAGAGAAGGAGAUAUGACAGUCAGCAGGCAAAGCUGGAAAAUGCUUAAUAAAAAAAUAAAUCUGCUUACCCCAAACAAAAGCACAGCUCUUGGAUGGUAGACAAAAGGAUCUGCCUUAAGACUGCAUCCUGAAAUGUAGCAUCUUGCAGACUGAAAAUGUUUUGUAAUGCACUGUGUACUACUACAGAGCAAUUAAAGUACAACCAUACCUGCAGACUAAAAUGAGUGGCUUUCAUAUUAAUUUGACAUUUCCUUAAAUACUGCAUCUCCUGUGUCCAACUAAGUGAUAUGUAUUAUUUACCAGUUUUCAUUUCCUAAAAUGGUCUGAUGAGAGCUAUUAUGCAAUGUCAUUUCAUUUUAUAUCCAAUGUUCAUUUUUACAAAAAAAUACAUAAAGACAAAAGCAUUUCUGUGGUCCUGUCUAUCCAUUCAUUUACACUGCAGUGCUGUGACAGUCAGCUUUGUUUCUCUGUCAAUGGAAAGACUGUCGUUUAUCUUUUUAUGACUGUCUUUGAUUUUUAUUAUUGGCCUUUUUCAGAGUCUUGAAAAAAGAAGGCAACGUUUAUUUUGUUCAUCUUCAUAACUGUAGUGCCAGGCUAUAGUUCCUAGCUGAGCUAAGAAGAUCGUCACAUGAAACUGACAAAUUACACUGAAAAGACCCAAGGACCAUGUACCAAAUUUCAAGACUUUUUUAUUUGUUCUGUAGAUAGAUUCUUUUAACAAGAAUCAAUGAUCUAAUUAAUUUUUUUCCUUAAUGCCGUUGCUGUUUUGAAGUAGUUGCUCCUUCUGUCCUCAGUGGUAUCUGUUAUAUAUAAUAGAUGCCAUGACAAAUGCUGCAACACUGAUGUGAGAUUGCCAUUAAUGCCAAAAUGAAACAUCAGAAUCAGCUAUAACUAGGAAGUAGAGGGACUCCCAUUAUGUUUUUCUUUAUAUGUUUCACUCCAGGAAAAAGACAAGGAACAAACGUUUGUGAUGCAACAAAUUUUCCAAUUGGGUAAUGCUGUCAUUUAAAAUUCUUGAGCAUAGAAAGGAAAUCCUAUUACUCUAAGUAUUUCUGUGAAUUUACUUGCACUGGGUCAUUUACAAAACUAACUUUGCUCUCACUGAAGAUACCUGUUCAGGACAGUUACAAAAAGAAUAAAAACAAGCCAUCGAGAGACAAGACGCAGGUUCAUACUGAAUACCCAGUUCCACAGAAAGUGGUGUGGAACCUUCUUAACAUUUUUAAUGACACCAGUCUGCAUUACCAAGCAUGUUCCUGUUCUGUCAGUAUAACAAAAUGGGGAGGUGCAAUUCGCUUUUAGUUUUUGUUUCAUCUUUCUGUUUGUAAGCCAAUUUAUAUGUCAUUCUGCAGCACUAAGCAAAAUUGUGCUACAUCUAAGAUACAAAUUCCAGUUUUUGAAAUUGUACUUGUAUCUUUAAGAGACAGGAGGUGAAGUCAGCUGUUUCAUACUAGUCCCAACAAAAAAUAAGAGUUGCUUUGUUUGAAGUAAUACAAUACUGCAGAUUUCAUUCCUAUAUAUAUUAUAUUUUUUGUUUAGUAGUCAAUAUUAUGCAUUUUAUUUAGAUCACCAAGGUUCUAGAUUUCUAUUUAUUUCAGUAAGUGAUCCUGUAUGUGAUAUUCAAAGGUUUAGUCAUUUUAACAUUUUAAAUUGAUAUGAAAGACAGUGAAACACACUUAUGACACUUUUUAUUUUCUUACAUUAGUGUUCUUUUCUGUAUAUAAUUUGUAUAUUUAUUAUAUCUGCAUUUUAUUUAACACAAAUAAUUUCAAAAAGUAGUACAUCUAAUAUAUAAAGAUUAACAGGCAGUAUAUGUUUGUUUUUUUCAAGUAAGGCUUAAACAGGUUUUCAUAAUGCUUUAACUUAAAAACAAAUGUAAUGCAAAAAUACUAAGUCAUGACCAUACUUUUAAAAACUCCCUCUUUGUGGUGGUUUUGUUCUCAUGCAUGAAAAAUAAACCAGAAAAUUAUUGAGAUUAAAAUACUGGAUAGCAAAACUGAAAACUCAGAUGUUAAAUCCCAUCAGCCCAUUCACUUCAGGUGUUUGUUGUGUGACUUUGUAAAAAGUCAAUUAAACUGCCUGAAUUCCAUUAUUAUUCCAACCCAAAAGGGCCUAUAGUCAUAGUUAACAACUCAUGACAUUAAAAUAAAUCAAUAAGUAUGGUCAGAACAUGAGAUAUUUUAAUAGUAAGGGUUUAUCAUGAACACUGCUUCAUUAACUUGAGCAUGACUAACUUUUAUUUUUUUUAUCAAUAUAUUUUAUUAAACAUUCUUUAGAAUCUACUUAAGAUGCUAAGAAAAUUGAUAACUACUCUAACAUUCAGAUGAGUAGUGAUUUUUUUAAUGAGCUAAGCAAACAUUUUUCUACUAAAUAUUCUAACUUUACUACAUGCCACCAUAAAUGUUUUUUUUAGAAGUUCUCCUUCCCUCUAGUAUGCCUUAAACAUAAAUGCAACUAUAAUAUCAUAGUUGCUUUGAAGCAGAGCUUCCAAUUCUCUCUGAAAAAAAAAGCAUAUAUGUUGCAUCAAAAUAUUAAUUUUGGUUUUCAAUGACUGGCAAAACCUAAGAGCAAAGAUAAAAGAAAAAUAGUGGAGUGCAUGUGUUCACUAUGUGAGAUGUUUUGACCUCUUAAAUAGCAAAAUUAUUGAAACUGCAGUCUUUAGAAUUGUAAAACAUUUUUUUCAUAUCAAUCCUUUGAAUAAUGUUUCUUUUGGUGGGGAAAACUGCUUUCAGGAAAUUAAAUACAGCAGACAAUGAUUUGACUUGAGGAUCAUUAAAUAAGUGUAAAUAAUAAAAUACUAUAGAAAUCUGUCCUUAAUUAAAUUAAAACAUGCAUGCUAUGACUCUUAAGAAAGGAAGGAAUGAUGCUGCUGUUGACAAAACCAUGUUUCCUAGUUUCAUAGGUUGUUACUAAACUAAUGACCAUGAAGAGCCUUACAAACCUAGCCAUGCACCUCAAACACAUCUGGACCCAAGUAUUACAGGCAUCUCUGUGGGUGGGAGGCAUGUCAGUAGGGGGUAACUAAGGGGUUUGUAGAAUGGGAUGUUAGGAUGAUACUUUUGUUAUUGAUGCCUACUGUCCAUAAGGGACAUGGGAGCCAAACCAGGGGAAAAUUUACAAUUUCAAAUCCAAUUUUCUGGCUUUCAUUUCAAUAUGGUUAGGGAUGAUCUCUGUUUUACAUGGAUGGGAAGCCUAUUCAAUAGCAUGGGCAUCGUUUGGGACCCAUAUCUGUCUCUCCAGCAUGUUCUGUUUAUGUCAUGAGUGAAGUUCAAAUCCCCGGGUGUAACAUUUCUGGUGAAGUUUGUUUUGCACAUGUGCAACAAAUACAUCAGGGUUGAUUCUGAGGAAACACUGUAAGUCAGGCAACGAUCCCCUCUCAGCAGCUUUAGGAGACUGAAUGCAGAGGCAGAGCAUUUAGGUGACCAGUAUAGGGCAGGGUAUUCAUGUCCUGAAUUCUCCUGGUGAGAAACCUUUGUGGAUUGCUGAAAGUGUUAAACUUUUUUGUAUAAUGUUGGUGUCUUGGGGGCAAUCUAUAAUAGCUCCUAUUUAUGGUCAUCUCCACAUUUGGUGAGCCAGAGGCUUUGAAUGUUAGCAUUGGUAAACAGGAAUGGUCCAAAGAUAAGAAUCAAACCCUGUACCUUGUAUGUCUGAGGUAAACACUGUAACCAUUAUGCCAGCCCUCAUUUUAAAUAAGACACAUUGGUUGAUAGAUAAGUACUAGACUAACUGCCCUUGCAGGGCAUUUGGUGCCUAGAUAAUUUCCCUUUGAAGAUAAGAAUGAAACCAUGUACCUUGUGCAUGGGAGGUAAAGACCUUCACUAAUAUGCCACUACACAACUGGUCCCCUAUUGUAGCUCCUUUAAUCAACAUCAGAUUAUUCAAACCAGAAGCAAACAAAAAACAAAAACCUUGGGAGGUUGAUAGUCAAAGCAGCAACACUGACAAUGUUGCAAAACAUUUUUUUUUUGCAGGGAACAAGAUCACCCAGCACCAUCCCAGUAUGGAGCAAAUUCCCCACAUCCCUGAACAUAUAUAUAUCUGUAGAGAGAGAGAGAGUGUGUGUGUUAGAGAAAUAUAUAAAUAGAUAUAGCACUGCUAAUAAGAAAAACAUAGCUUGGUACAGGACUGCCUUUCUGCAAAUCAGCCACUUGCAAAAUACUGCAGAAAGUGACUCGGUGUUUGAACCGGAUGAAAAUGAUGAUAAAGAUUUCAUUCCAAGGAACAAUAUCAAGGCUAAAUAAGUAGCAGCAGGGUUAGCAUGCUUGCUUAGUUACAAUAUUUCUGACUCACAGCACCAGGGUUAGGUGUUCCAAUCUAACCUCUUCUCACUGUCUAUGUUUGGUUUUAAAUGUUCUAUGUCCACAUGGAUUUUGCAAAGUACUCUAGUUUCUUCCCAUUUGCCAGAACACAUGCUGGUUGAUUACCUGUAUUAAAUGUUAAUGUCAUGUGUUGCUUUUAUCCUUCUCUUGUGGUCCAGGUCAUGACUGACAAAAGGCCCAUGGUCCAGCCUAUCUACACAAUUUACAAAUGUUAUAGCUAAACAAAGAAAGAAAUGAGUGCACAAAAAAACAAACAUGCAUGGGGGAGUUACAUAUAUACUUAGUGUACUGCAGAUGAGAAAAAAUACACAACAAAGAGAGCAGACAUUGAGGUUAGUUGCACAUUGUCUGUAAAGCAUGCUCCUAUGGCAAAAAUGCAAGUCUUGAUAUAAUGUAUUCUGUGUUAUAAAUAUAGUAAGUGUAUAUCAUCUUGAUAUCCCACUGACUGGCUAUUUUUUUUUUCUGAAAGUAAG
This is a messenger RNA of Protopterus annectens (West African lungfish), 9193 nucleotides long. RefSeq names its product diacylglycerol kinase beta-like. Gene Ontology annotation, biological process: diacylglycerol metabolic process; intracellular signal transduction; lipid phosphorylation. Gene Ontology annotation, molecular function: ATP-dependent diacylglycerol kinase activity; calcium ion binding. The record is from RefSeq and is a predicted model, not a curated record. The transcript is spliced from 27 exons. Bases 659 to 3373 code for a protein of 904 amino acids. Gene Ontology annotation, cellular component: plasma membrane. NCBI's taxonomy places the organism in Eukaryota, Metazoa, Chordata, Ceratodontiformes, Protopteridae.